CUUGACUGUAAAUCAAAACAGGUUUCCCGGUUUCCGGUCAGGACAGAAAAAGGGCACUUUGAAGCAAGUGAGAAGCCGAUAACUGGUUUGGACUUUUGGAGGCUUUUUGCCGUAACGGACCUGUUCUGCAAUGUCUCUUCAACCAGGAGGUGAUUGAUGUCGAUUAUCGAAUGUUGCCGUUCGCACAAAGUAAAUGAGUUUAUAUUUUCUCCAACCAUGUUGUCCACCAUGAGAGUAUGGCUAGAUGAUUUUUUAUGUCGAUUUUGAGCACGGGUUUUUCCAGAGGGCUAAAUGACGAUAGCUUUGUUCUAAGAACCACACUAAUUAACAUGCUGAAUUUUUGUGACAUUGAGGGUUGAGGAUACUAUUGAGGUUGCGUGGUAUGGCCACAGCCAACAACAAUGAGACUAGGCAGCCUUCGAUCCAAUUCUGCAAUUCUUACAGAGUGGCAAGCCUUUUCGACACAAUUCUGGAAGCAACCCAAGUGGCAGAUUUGAAAGACCGGUAUAUUCUAGGUGAGGAAUUGGGAUGGGGACAGUUUGGUGUCAUUAGGGCAUGCUCGGAUAAGUUUACUGGUGAGGUUUUAGCUUGCAAGUCUAUCGCCAAAGAUAGAUUGGCCACGCACAAUGAUGUGCGCAGCAUCAAGCUUGAGAUUGAAAUAUUGUGUAGGUUGUCUGGGCACCCGAAUGUUGUAAAUCUAAAGGCAGUUUAUGAGGAGGAAAAUCAUGUGCAUUUGUUGAUGGAGUUAUGUGCUGGAGGGGAGCUUUUUCAUCGGCUUGAGAAGCAGGGAAGAUUCUCAGAAACUGAUGCUCGGGUUCUUUUUAGACAUCUGAUGAAAGUUGUUAAGUAUUGUCAUGAGAACGGUGUUGUUCACAGAGAUUUGAAGCCGGAAAACAUUCUCUUGGCUACAACUUCUUCAUCCUCACCAAUUAAGUUGGCAGACUUUGGCCUUGCAACCUACAUCAAACCCGCAGGGCAGAAACUGCAUGGGACUGUUGGAAGUCCAUUUUACAUAGCUCCGGAAGUACUUGCAGGAGGUUAUAACCAGUCUGCUGAUGUAUGGAGCGCUGGAGUUAUUUUAUACAUACUUCUUAGUGGGGUGCCUCCUUUCUGGGGGAAGACUAAGUCAAGAAUUUUUGAUGCUGUAAGGGUUGCAGAUCUGUGGUUCCCUCCCGAUCCUUGGGGUCACAUAUCUGCAUCUGCGAAGGAAUUGAUCGCUGGAAUGCUUUGCAUUGAUCCUUUCAGAAGGCUCACAGCUGCACAGGUUCUAGCUCAUCCAUGGAUGGAAGAUCAUGCAUAUGCGAGUCAAGAGACACACAAGCUGGACAAUCAAUUUCGCAAACAGCUGGAAGUGGGUGGAGGUUCUUUCUCUACACCAUUUAUCUAUACGAAUCAGAACUUCAGCUUAGAUGAUGGCUCACCCACAGCUGGUGAUGUGGAACUGUGGCAAUCACCUGCAUUCACAUGCAAAUCAUCUUCGUCAGGUUUCCUAGUUGACAACGCUAGUCUUUGCCCUGCAUCUGGAGGUUUUUCUUUUAGCAGCUGUUAUGAAUCAAGUCCGCUGGAGUUUUCUUCACCAGUUCCAUCGAUGCCUAGCUUUACCUUCUUCGGUCCAAGUUCUGCGGUAGAGCAAAGAAACAUCACGUUAAGAUUUAAAACCAACAUGGCGACAUUAGAUACAGCGUACGUAGAGUCAAGCGUGGAGAAGCUAAUUGUGCUGACAGAUUGCUCAGCUGUCAAGUGUGACGGUGGAGAAGUAGAGCGCAAAGAAUUUUGGAGAGGCGGAACAAACGGGCCUUCUAGGGUUGCUGGAAUCCACAGCAAGAGGAACAACACGAUUGGACUUGGCGAGCUUGAUCAGCUUAAUCUGGCUGUAACCGAAUCAGUCAUACGUUGGGCGUCAUGCACGCAUAUCCCUACUGUCCCAUCGCUUAGAUUGUCGCUCGUCUGCUAGACCGGUUAAGCGUAUGAAACAGCCGUUGAGGCACACGUAAUUCACACCAUGUAAUGUAAAAUGAGAGAGACACAAAAGCCUUGUGGUGUAAUGGAGGGGUCAUGCUUUUCUACUUCAA
Pyrus x bretschneideri (Chinese white pear) is the source of this 2072-nucleotide messenger RNA. RefSeq names its product calcium-dependent protein kinase 26. Bases 383 to 1954 code for a protein of 523 amino acids. The transcript has 5 exons. Gene Ontology annotation, biological process: intracellular signal transduction; protein autophosphorylation; peptidyl-serine phosphorylation. The record is from RefSeq and is a predicted model, not a curated record. NCBI's taxonomy places the organism in Eukaryota, Viridiplantae, Streptophyta, Magnoliopsida, Rosales, Rosaceae. Gene Ontology annotation, molecular function: ATP binding; calmodulin binding; calcium-dependent protein serine/threonine kinase activity. Gene Ontology annotation, cellular component: nucleus; cytoplasm.